This is a messenger RNA of Malurus melanocephalus (red-backed fairy wren), 857 nucleotides long. It is a transcript of the gene MYOZ3, whose product is annotated as myozenin 3. The record is from RefSeq and is a predicted model, not a curated record. Gene Ontology annotation, molecular function: actin binding; FATZ binding; telethonin binding. Bases 1 to 855 code for a protein of 284 amino acids. NCBI's taxonomy places the organism in Eukaryota, Metazoa, Chordata, Aves, Passeriformes, Maluridae. Gene Ontology annotation, cellular component: actin cytoskeleton; Z disc. The transcript has 6 exons.
AUGUUCCCCUGCUUGGUGUCACUCCCAGAGUGCCUCUCUCUUCCAGCCAGACAAGAUCCAUCCCCCUUCCACAGAGCUGCUCCAGGAGCACRGCAGCAAGUGAUGGCCAUCAUGAGACCGGGCCCUGAAGAUGCCUCUCCAGAGCCCCAGCUGGACCUGGGCAAGAAGAUGAGCACGACACAGGACAUCAUGAUCGAGGAGCUCUCUCUGCGGAACAACCGCGGCUCGCGGCUCUUCCAGCAGCGCCAGAAGCGGAUGCAGCGCUUUGUCUUUGAGCACCCCAGUGGCUCCAGGCAGCUCCCAGGGCAAGGGGCAGGUGGCUCACACCACACCGGGAAAGGUGAUUCAGAAGGAACGGCAAAUGAACAGAUGGCAGGGGAGAAUGCUGGGGGCCAGGAGAAUUAUCACUCGGAGCUCCACGUGGCAGCAUCGCCYCAGGGUGGUCCCCCAGAAGUGCCCAAGAAGUCACAGAAGGUCUUGCACAUGAGCAAAGUCCUGAACCCCAGUGCCCUGGCCCCAGGCUACUCGAGCCCCCUCAAAGAAAUCCCUCAUGAGAAGUUCAAUGCCACCGCCAUCCCCAAGGGMUACCGGUCCCCAUGGCAGGAGCUCUUUGGGGACAUGGAGGAUGCCAUCUAUGGCAAGAACCAGCCGCCCAUGAGACCCCCUGCGUGGGACUUCAGGAGCUUCAACAGGACUCCGGCCCCGUUUGACAGGGCCAUGGUUGGGGAGCUGUUCUCUUUGCCCACUGUGGAGCUGGAUAACCUGAGUGUGCUGGAGGUGAUUGCCCACAGGCCCAACUUCAACAGGGUGGCCCAAGGCUGGGUGCGGAUCCUGCCGGAGAGCGAAGAGCUGUAGCA